GCGAGAUGCCUCGGUAGCUCAGGGUUAGGACCCUUUGUGCACCCCUCCUUCCCCGGCACGACCUGAAAGGGUGACGCACUGACCAUGCAGAGCUCGACGGCAGUGAAUGGGGCCCUGCAGGCCUUUCGUCACCAGCCAGCCACUGGUGUCAUGGCCAACUUUCCCAGCUUGGGAUCCCAGAACUUUUCCCAUCUUCCACGACACUCACAACUCGCACGAGACCACGUCUUUCAGCCAAGCCUGCUUUGUUCCAGCAGCCCGGACAGCACCGCACUCUGGCAACAGCGUCAACAACCACCACAACAACAUCCGCCUCGCCUACAAGCGCUGCAGCUGCUACACCAAUUCUUUAUCAACUGAGGGUCCCAUUGAUUGAUCGUUGAGUCAAUCCCAAGCCCACCUCAAAGAUGGCUCCCCCACCCCCGGCAACCAUGCCUCUGCCACAACGCCUGGCAACUGUCGCCCAAACCCUACAGUUUGCCUGGUUUGUUGGGCAUCUCACGCUGAUUCUCUCCGUCGUACGCUACUCGCUAUCAUGGAUUCGCAUGAACUACUAUGGCCGCAUGGCCCAGUUCUCUUACCGCCUAGCCUUCAUCGCCGCCAUGGUGACCUACGGUAUCGUCGUCUACAAGACCCUGCGCGCUCGCGCCAAGGCCGGCAUGAAGUUUUCUCCCCAGGUCGCCUUUUCUCUGAUUGCCGACGAGAACGUCCAGUAUUUCCUCCUGGCCUUCGUGUGGCUGCUGGCCCCUCAGUACCCGAUCGCCCUGCUGCCAUACAGCGUCUACUCCAUCUUCCACUUUGCAACCUACACGCGCUCCACCGUCAUCCCGACCAUCAUCCCACCUACCCAAGCUGCGCCCGCGGCCGGUGCCUCCCCCAGCGCGAAGCCCCAGUACACCACCCACCCCAUCGCCGACGCCAUCGGGAGCUUCGUCAAGGAGUACUACGACACGUCUAUGUCCGUUGUCUCGAGCCUUGAGAUUGCCCUCUGGGGUCGGCUGUUCCUGAGCGCCAUUCUGUUCCAGCGUAGGAGCUGGAUCCUUCUGGUCAUCUACACUGCCUUCCUCCGCGCUCGCGUUAACAACAGCACCCACGUGCAGGGCUCCUUCGCCAGGCUUGAGGCCCGCGUCGAUAACCUCGUCGGUGCCCAGGGGACACCACCUGCCGCCCGUCAGGUCUGGGAUGGCAUCAAGGGAGGUGCCAGGGCCUUCCACUCGGCUACCGAUCUCAACAAGUACGCCAAUGGCGCUGCUGUGCCCAAGAAGACGUCGUAAACUGCAUCGCCCACGGGCAACGGAAGACCACAACCAGCGCCGUUGGUCACAGGGACGGCAGGCAGCUAGACGUCUUGUUUGCGCGCCGGCGGAUAACGUCUUGACUUUUGUUGAUUGGCUCAACCAGAUUGGGUCUCCGCAGUCUACAGAAUACGACAUCACCAACAUAACUUUGAGAAGGGGUACGAAUAGGAGGCUGUGGGCAGAUGCAGCACCGCGGACCGCGGAUGGAUGAGAUGGAGAAUAGGGGACGUCAAGUCAGUAUACGUGUUUCCGCUAUAAUGAAUCCGACGAUGGGAGGACGGCCACGGCUUUGCUGGUGCGCAUGAGCGGGCAUACGGGGGAGUUAACGGGUUCGGGCUGACUGAAGCCUUCUCCGUGUUUUCCUAUGACUGUAGACUCUGUUUUGGCUUUUUGCUUAAGGUAUGACUUGCGGAGUAUGGUCACUCAGUCAGGGAGCAAUGCGUUACUAGAAAAUGAUAUGCUCGAUCGGAACU
This is a messenger RNA of Diaporthe batatas, 1771 nucleotides long. Its product is annotated as nucleoporin POM33. Gene Ontology annotation, cellular component: endoplasmic reticulum; membrane. The record is from RefSeq and is a predicted model, not a curated record. The transcript is spliced from 4 exons. Gene Ontology annotation, biological process: membrane organization; endoplasmic reticulum tubular network organization. The coding region runs from base 408 to 1274 and encodes 288 amino acids. Lineage: Eukaryota; Fungi; Ascomycota; Sordariomycetes; Diaporthales; Diaporthaceae.